AUGGAUAUCGACGUCGAGUUCCUCGAAAGUCCCAUCGACAUUGUCGUUCCCACUCCCAAAGCUAAUACGGAAUGCGAGAAAGUAGCGUCACCGAGUUCGGUUACCGUAACCAGUAAGCUUUUCUCGUUUCGGGACAAGUCCACGUGCUCUUGUAAGUCGACACCGCGUCCGUGUGUCUUCAUCCACGGUCUUGGUGUUAAAGAUGAAAUGCCCGAGAACCAAGACGAACUUACGGAUUAUUGGGGAAAAUACUUAGCUGGACAUGGACCAUGUUGCUCGUCCAUCAAGUUUUCGCAUCUGAACACAGUAGACAGCACCUGGACAGAUCCAACUCUGCAGGAUAAAGUAUGCAACCGCGCAUUAACAGCAAGCAACACCAGCAAGGACGCGGUAAUCAGCGACACUAUCGUCGUCACGCACUCUAUGGGAAAUGUCAUGUUCGCUGGAGCGCUCUCUACCGGUAAAUGCAAGCUUGAUGCGAGCUCAACGUGGGUGGGAAUGGCUGGCCCCAUGAUGGGGAGCAUAUGUUCGGACUUUGUCCAGGACUCGUGUGCUGGUAAAACGAAUAUUGUGUGGGAGAAGAUUGGGAAUAUUACGGGACGAUGCCCUCCGAACACAGCGUUAAAGUCGUUAGCGUAUGAGGGCGGAAGCUACAGCUCUGAGGCAGUGACUGCAGCGUAUAAAGCGGCUCAAGAGGUGUACCGGACGAAUGUAUCGGCUCUAAUGUGCGGCAGGUCAAGCUCUGGACUGAUAUCGAAGUAUCAAGCUCAGUUCUGGGGGCUUAGCACGAUGGUCCCUCAUAAGUCCAAGUUGAAUGAUGGAAUGGUGGAAUUCCAGAGCUGUGCUGCGGGAUUUCCCGAAUCCAAGUUUGGAGCUAACUACCGCGAUCGUUUCUACGUGACGAAACUCAACCAUUACGACAUGCAGUUUCGAGCUGGCGAUUCGCUGCUAGACGAAGAGAAAAUGCCUCUGAAGUGGUUUGACUGCCUUUUGUAG
Molecule: messenger RNA, 996 nt
Organism: Phytophthora infestans T30-4
Lineage: Eukaryota; Oomycota; Peronosporomycetes; Peronosporales; Peronosporaceae
Exons: 2
Coding region: 1-996 (331 amino acids)
Source: RefSeq, a predicted model, not a curated record